CCAGGAACAGGCUCGACUACUAGUCUACUGUUACUCCAAGUCUACAAAGACAUCCUCAUGCUUCAGUCUGCGAUUUGUAUCUAGCUCCACUGCUGCUGCUUCUGUAACUAGCGGCUCUUCUCUCUGCUCGCGGCUUCUUCUUGCCAUCCUCUGCCCAAACAACAGGCUCAAAUACGCUGAUUAGCCUCGGGCACCUCAAUUUGAUUUGCCCCCUCUCUGCCAUCUGCUCCCGUAUACAUGGCAGAUUCGGUCACCAUCCCUCAAGAUGACUCCAUCAACGGAAAUGACGCCUUGCACGCUCCUCAGCCGCUCAGUAACGGUACAACCUCACACUUAUCUCCCGAGGUACACAUGACACAGAUGGAGGUAGACCCGAUUCCCAGCGCGUCUGAAGAUCUCUCCCGCAUCUCGUUAGAUCCAGAGACAACAGAAGGCAAGCCAGCGGUGGUCAUAUCACGCGCCAAGGACUUUCGAGACGCGCCGUCUGGGAUAUGCUAUGACGCUCGAAUGCGUUUUCACAGCGUGAUUAAUCCACAGGAUGAUCACCCGGAAGAUCCACGACGCAUCUAUCGCAUCUAUAGAGCCAUUGAAGAAGCAGGUCUCACGCAAUUACAUGCACAAACGGCAGAAGACUCCAAGGUACUCCAACGCAUUCCAUUGCGGGAAGUCAAGAAGGAGGAAGUGCUGCUCGUGCAUGACUUAAAUCACUGGGAGUCGAUGCUCGCUACUGCGAACAUGAGUUUUCAACAACUCAUCAACCUCGGGAGCUUAUCGGAUUCAAUGUACUUCAACAAUGAAACCGCGUACUGCGCACGUCUUGCCUGUGGUGGCGCCAUUGAGACGUGUAAAGCAGUCGCUGAGGGACGCUGCAAGAAUGCUAUUGCCGUCAUUCGACCGCCGGGUCAUCACGCUGAGCCAGAAUUCGCUUCUGGAUUUUGCGUCUUCAACAAUGUCAGUGUUGCUGCAAAAGUAACGCUUCAGCAAUUUCCAGAGACGUGUAAGCGGAUAUUGAUCCUUGAUUGGGAUGUCCAUCAUGGCAACGGUACACAGACUGCGUUUUACAAAGAUCCAAAUGUCCUCUUCAUCUCUAUUCACCGGUAUCAGAAUGGCACUUUCUAUCCCGGUACGCCGUAUGGCGAUUUGGACAAAUGCGGUGCAGGUGAUGGGUUGGGUUACAACAUCAAUAUUCCUUGGUCUCAAAAAGGUAUGGACGACGCAGACUACCUGCAUGCGUUUCAAAAAGUGGUGAUGCCCAUUGCGCGUGAGUUCAAUCCAGACUUGGUCAUCAUCUCAGCUGGCUUUGAUGCAGCUGUCGGUGAUCCGAUCGGUGAAAAUGAAGUCACGCCAACCGGGUAUGCACACAUGACACAUAUGCUCAUGUCGCUUGCUGGUGGAAAAGUGGUGGCCUGUCUGGAAGGCGGUUACAAUCUCGAUGCAAUCAGUGCUUCAGCUCUUGCAGUCACACGCACACUGAUGGGGGAUCCACCGGCACGGUACACGGAAAGUAUGCUUCCAUCUCGUUCUGCACUGGAAAAUUGUCAUGCUGUAGCACUGGAGCAGAGCAAGUAUUGGCGGUGCAUGGGUCUUGGCCGGCCCUUCUACAAGAAGACAAAUGGCAGCGGCUCAACAGAAGUGCAUCUGCACGAUGUGGUGCGUUCUUACCAAACAACAACCUUGCGGCAGCAGUAUGGCUAUAUUCCACUACCGCUCCUCGAGGAUCGCGUUAGUGCUUCUUUUGCCAAUCAAGCCGUCUCAACACCUGAUUUCUACAAGAAACGCACCCUCGUCUUUUUCAUACACGAUGCACCAGAAGUUUGGCAAGAACCACAGGCUUUCACAAAUCAACACCAAGUCUCGUUGCAUCAAGCAGUCUUGCCAAAUGCGUUGCAGCAGUAUACCGAUUACUUUGCAAGCCGCGACUUUGGUGUAAUUGACGUCAAUGUCCCAGCGACACUGUCCGGCAUUGAUAUGAUGCCCAUCUCCUAUACUGUUGCAGAUGAAACGGCGCGUCUUGCACGCUAUAUUUGGGACAAUUACAUUGAGCUCGCUGAUGCUGAACACAUCGUCUUCUUGGCAACCGGUGAGAGUUGUUUGGGGAUUGUCUCGCUUAUUUCAACGAAAUCUGUCAAGCGGCGUGUCAAGGCUGUCAUCAAUGUGUAUGGCAGUUUGCCAUUGCGUCCACUGACGAGUGUGGAAGAUGCAUUGAUUGAGUGGUAUUACGCUCAUUCACUAUGCUUGACCACUGCCAACAAUGAAUGCUGGCAUGGACCCAAGAAGCCAAAGCGCAAGUUUGGCAAGGCAGUCAGGGGUGAGGGUCUGGUGAGAGAUACAUUACUGGCAGAAUCAUAUGAGCAAGUCAAGGCGUUUAUUGAAGAAGCCAUUGAGGAAGAGGAAGACGCAGGCGAGACGGAAGUGGAGGAACUUGUGUAGUAGGGACUCCAAAUAUCGGGAUACACGUCCGACUGCCUGUAUCUCGGUUGGAUACGACACAAACGACUGCGGCUUUAAUAUUUUCCGUGGGAUGUGAGCUUCUGUGAGAAGGACUGCGAGCCAUACAUGGCCCAUGGAUGCCUGUAGCUGCUAUACGCACAAUAGUAACAGUAGUAGAAGCAGACUAUGCUCCCCUCGGAAGAGUCCGGCAGCGCAGUGAGCAGUUCAGAUGGGCUGUCGCUGUGCACGUGAGAAAGUGUCGAGGACUCAACG
Molecule: messenger RNA, 2703 nt
Organism: Protomyces lactucae-debilis
Lineage: Eukaryota; Fungi; Ascomycota; Taphrinomycetes; Taphrinales; Protomycetaceae
Exons: 1
Coding region: 238-2430 (730 amino acids)
Biological process (GO): chromatin organization
Cellular component (GO): histone deacetylase complex
Molecular function (GO): histone deacetylase activity
Source: RefSeq, a predicted model, not a curated record